This is a messenger RNA of Cryptomeria japonica (Japanese cedar), 3410 nucleotides long. RefSeq lists its product as uncharacterized. Gene Ontology annotation, molecular function: alpha-L-arabinofuranosidase activity. The transcript is spliced from 12 exons. Bases 600 to 3293 code for a protein of 897 amino acids. The record is from RefSeq and is a predicted model, not a curated record. Gene Ontology annotation, biological process: L-arabinose metabolic process. Lineage: Eukaryota; Viridiplantae; Streptophyta; Pinopsida; Cupressales; Cupressaceae.
UAGUUAAACUCUCUCCUAAUAUUAUACUCAGCAGUUUAAUUCACUUCCUUUUAAAUUCACUGCAUAACCCACACUAAUGCAGUUUUGCUCUAUAUAUUUCCCUCACUCCAGUAAAGCUCCAUUACAAUUUGGACUGCUCAUACUUCAUUCCUCAUUAAAUUUUAUAUUCCAGUUUAGAUUGUAGAUUCAAUCAACUGAUACUUUUCUUGGAUGUGGCAUAAUUUUGCCAAAUAUUGUAUGGUAGUAAUUAAUUAGUUCAGUCUUGCCUGUUCUCUCCUUAUCUAUCUUUAAAAGUUCUGAAUACCUUACCUAGAAGGCCAGAAUUGUUUAAUCACUCUCUGCCAGUAUAUAUACCCAGUCUUCACAGAAAUCACAGUCUCUGUUUGCACAGUUUGAUACCCAACUUCAUAUACAUCACAUUUCAUAUUGCUCUAUUUUUGGUCUUCUCUGUCUGCAAAUUGAAAUACCCAACUUCAUAUAAAUCACAGUUUUCUUUUCCUUUCUUUAAUCGGUUUCUUUGUUUACACAGUUGACUAACCAACUUAAUAUAUGCCAGAGUCUGUUUUAUUUUUGCUUAGUUGUGUUUGAAUUUCAUCGCAAUGGCUGCUGUAAAUUACUUUGGAUUGUUUCUCUCCAUAUUAUUUGGGUUACUGCACUGCAUAUGCUGCGACCCACCCAAAUUAUGCACAAACAGUAUUCCUCCGGAGAUGGCGUCUCAUACAUAUCGUUAUGCUCUGGGUACUUCUCAUAACGGAACAUGGAAAGCAGAGUUAAAUUCACAGAAUCAUCAUGAUGACCAUUUAACUCCCACUGAAGAAAGUGAAUGGAAUCGUCUGCAACCUCCAAACAGAUCAAAUCUGGAAAAUGAAAAAAUUUCCUCUGCUGAGGAGGAAUUCAAGUGGACUAUGCUGUAUAGGAGGAUGAGAUACAACAUGGAAACAAAUACUCCAAAUAAUAAUUUUCUGCUUGAGGUUCCAUUGCACAAUGUUCGGCUGGACUUAAAUUCGCUACAUGGCACUGCUCAGAACACUAAUUUGGAGUAUUUAAUGCUUCUGGAUGUGGAUAAUCUGGUCUGGAGUUUCAGAAAAACAGCAGGCCUGCCUACCCCUGGGACUCCUUAUGGCGGUUGGGAAGCUCCCAAUGUUGAACUCAGAGGACAUUUUGUUGGGCAUUACAUGAGCUCAUCAGCAAUGACAUGGGCUGCUACCCAAAACGAGGCCAUUCGCGAAAAGAUGACAGCUGUGGUGUCUGGUCUUUACGAAUGCCAGAAAGCAAUGGGGACGGGUUAUCUCUCUGCUUUUCCUUCUGAGGAAUUCGAUCGUUUUGAAAUGCUGAAGCCUGUUUGGGCUCCCUAUUAUACUAUUCACAAGAUUAUGGCAGGAUUGCUGGAUCAAUAUACAUUUGCUGGAAAUGCUCAAGCAUUAAGUAUGAUCGUAUGGAUGGCUGAUUACUUCUACACUCGUGUUCAAAAUGUUAUACGGAAAUAUACUAUAGAACGGCACUGGGAUUCUCUCAAUGAAGAGGUUGGUGGUAUGAAUGAUGUUCUCUAUCGCCUAUACACACAUUCGGGGGAUCAAAAACAUCUGGAGCUUGCUCACCUCUUUGAUAAGCCGUGCUUUAUAGGAUUGCUAGCUGUUCAGGCAGAUGACAUUGCAGAUCUCCACGCCAAUACACACAUUCCUAUAGUUGUAGGGGCCCAAAUGCGAUAUGAGGUUGUUGGUGAUUCACUUUACAAGGAUAUUAGCACAUUCUUCAUGGAUAUCAUUAAUUCAUCGCAUUCCUAUGCAACUGGUGGAACAUCAGUUGAUGAAUUUUGGAGGUAUCCAAAAAGAAUUGCUACACAACUUAGCACUGAGAAUGAAGAGUCUUGUACUACUUACAACAUGUUGAAGGUUGCUCGUAAUUUGUUUCGAUGGACUAAAGAUAUGGUGUAUGCGGACUAUUAUGAGCGUGCUUUAACAAAUGGUGUGCUCAGCAUCCAAAGAGGCACAGAACCUGGGAUGAUGAUUUACAUGCUUCCCCAAGCACCAGGGGUUUCUAAGGCUCACACUUAUCAUGGUUGGGGUACAAAAUAUGAUUCCUUUUGGUGUUGCUAUGGCACAGCCACUGAAUCAUUUGCUAAAUUGGGAGAUUCCAUAUACUUCCUAGAGAAAGGCGCUAGCCCUAGUUUGUAUAUAAUUCAAUUCAUAGAUAGCACACUGACGUGGGAUGAAACUGGAUUUGCUUUGAAGCAACUAGUUCAACAACCAUCUUCAAUGGAUCCAUACCUUCAAGUGUCAGUGGAGUUCUCUGCAUUGAAGGAUGCAAUGGAGAGUGAGGAGUCUACUGUGAAUAUUCGAAUACCAUUUUGGACAACAGGGAGUGCAAGGGCAAUGCUCAACUCUGAAGAAUUAUCCUUGCCAUAUCCAGGAAAUGUUUUGACAAUUACAAGAAAAUGGACAUCAGGAGACAAAGUAUCUCUAUCCUUACCAGUUAGCCUCAUUACAGAGAAAAUCAAAGAUGAUCGUCCUGAAUAUGAAUCUAUUCAAGCAAUUCUAUUUGGUCCUUACUUGCUAGCUGCCAUGAGUCAUGGAGAAUGGGACUUGAACUUAGAAAAUCCAUCUUCAUUAUCUGAUUGGAUUGUAGCAGUCCCUACUUCUUAUGCUUCUCAGUUAUACACUUUGGGACAAGAAAGGAAGAUAUCUAAUAUGCAUGCCUCACAAAACAGCACUCUUAUAUUUACAUACAAUAAUGCUCUUAGACAAAUAAUUAUGAACCCUUUUCCAAUGUUGGGGACAGAUGAAGCAGCUCAUGGCACUUUUAGAAUAGUAGAUACUGCUAAUCCUGAGAGAAUAUCAAAUUCAAUCAUGGAUUUUGUUGGGAAAACUGUUUAUUUGGAGCCCUUUCCUCAGCCUGGAAUGUUUAUUGCACAUCAAGGGAUAAACAAUAAUGUGACUGCUUCACAUAAAGUUGAGGAUAGCCUUUCAAAUAAGGAUAGCACAAGCAUUUUCAAAGUACAUCUUGGAUUGGAUAAGAGUAAAAAUUCUCUAUCUUUUGAGUCUGUAGAUCACCCUUCUUGUUUUCUAUAUGGAGGAACAAGCUACCAAGUUCAACAAGCUGUUCAAUUGAAAUGCAUUCCUAAGAGAGGUAGUUCAGAAUUCUACCAUGCAGUAAGCUUCAAUGUGAAUUCAGGCAUGAGCACAUAUCAUCCCAUGAGUUUCAUUGCUACUGGUUCAAACAGGAAUUACCUUCUUUCACCUCUCUUGGCUUUCAAGGAUGAAAGAUAUUCUGUGUAUUUGAAUAUCACUAGUUGAUCAUUUUAUACCUAGUAUUAUUUCAGUUUGUACCCUUUGUAAAAUAGUUUAAUAUGUAAAUAAUUUAGUAGACAAAUAUAAUUGUGUAAUAAGAAUUAUUAACUUAAAUUUCAUUUG